This is a messenger RNA of Onthophagus taurus, 619 nucleotides long. Its product is annotated as kxDL motif-containing protein CG10681. NCBI's taxonomy places the organism in Eukaryota, Metazoa, Arthropoda, Insecta, Coleoptera, Scarabaeidae. Gene Ontology annotation, biological process: lysosome localization. Gene Ontology annotation, cellular component: BORC complex. The record is from RefSeq and is a predicted model, not a curated record.
CUAACCAUAACCUUUUGACAAAACUUAUUGCAGAUAUAUCCAACAAUUUAUCUCAAUAUUAACCAAACACAUCAUUAUAAUUAAAAAAGACACCUUGUAAUUAAAAUGGAAGAAUCGAAAGAAACUCCAGAAACGGAAAGUGAUUUUAGCAUAGAGUGUUUUCAAAAUUACACAGCCCCCGAAGUAUUUAUACAAGGAUUAGCUGGUAUUGUAGAUCAACAAGACGUUGAAACUAUGAUUAGGGCCCAAAAGCAAAUGUUACAAAGGUUUGAGAAAACUAAUGAAAUGCUUACAAAUUGUAAUGCAUUGAGUGCUAAUCGGUUAAAAACUGUUGGUCCUGAAUUUAAAAAGCACAGUCAAACUCUUCAUGAAAUGAAAAAAGAUUUAGAUUAUAUUUUUAGAAAAAUUAGAGCUAUUAAAAGCAAAUUAUCUACGCAAUAUCCUGAUGCUUUCGCUGAAGCACUUCGAAGUAGUUUAGCUGAGGAAUGUAAAGAAGAUGAAGAUUAUGAACAAAAGGAAACUCUAUGUAAAAGUGAAGAAAAUAAAAAUAAUAGUGAAACCAAUGUGAACAUUGAAAACGAAGGCAAUAAAUAAUAAUGAAUGUUUUUUUAAACUAAUA